Cryptomeria japonica (Japanese cedar) is the source of this 2237-nucleotide messenger RNA. Its product is annotated as transcription termination factor MTERF9, chloroplastic. Gene Ontology annotation, biological process: regulation of DNA-templated transcription. The record is from RefSeq and is a predicted model, not a curated record. The transcript is spliced from 2 exons. Gene Ontology annotation, molecular function: double-stranded DNA binding. The coding region runs from base 164 to 1219 and encodes 351 amino acids. Lineage: Eukaryota; Viridiplantae; Streptophyta; Pinopsida; Cupressales; Cupressaceae.
GUAUGGCGUACAGAUAAACAAGAAUGAAUGAAUUGUUUUAAACAGAUAAGAGAAAACCUUACAGAAGACAAAAGGGUUUUAGGUAUUGAAAGAUUAAGCUUUCCUUUCUAUUGUUUCGGGGUUUUCGUUAUACUGAGACUUACGUGCGUCGUGCGCAGUAUCAAUGAUGAUUUCAGCGAAAUCUCCAUUGCAUUUCAAUGUCGCCACGUACCCACUUACAAAGAAGUUAUCAAUGCCUAAAACACAUCUCAGGUUUUCACCACCAACGCCCCCUGCAUACCCUGUUUUCUCAAAGCUCUCGCUUUUCUGCAUCUCUGUUCCAGAGAUUCAAUCACACCCAGAAGAAGAAAAGGACUGCACAAGAGAAAGCCAACAUGAAGAUAUCGAACAGUAUUUAGUCAGUGAAUGUGGGAUUCUUAAGUAUGAAGUACCAAAAAUCAUGAGGAAGAAUCGAGCCCUCUUCACAAGCAAUUUCACUGGAGGAACUCGACAAACACUUCAACUCCUCAGAGAUGCUGGAUUCACCCCGGACCAAGUAAGAACAAUCAUUCUGAAAAUGCCAGAUAUUUUUCAAACCCUAAAUACAGAGUUGAGGCCCAAGAUUGAGCUUCUGAAAACAUUAGACCUAGAAGACUUGGGCUAUGCUGUAUCAAGCCAACCCCGAAUCCUUACGGCUGAAUUAGAGAAAAAUUUGAGUCCUAGAAUUCAAGUACUUGUAAACCUGUUUGGGUCCAAGGCUGAUCUGUCCAAGGUUAUCAUGAAGAAUCCUAGGAUUUUGGUCUCACAUGAAAGAGAUGUCGAAGAUAAGUUCGAAUUUUUGGAAAGCAGCGGUUUGCUCAAAGAUGAAAUUAAAGUCCUUCUUGAGAAGGAUCCUGGUGUGAUAAGUGUGCCUAUGGAUCAGAUACAGAAGAAAAUAGAUUUCUUGAUUAAUACUGUUGGGAUUCAUCCUAACCUUGUUGUGAGAUAUCCUCGAUUCCUUCGCCACAGCUUAGAUCAUAAGUUAAAACCACGCUUUAAGGUAAUUGAAUACCUAAAUAAAGUGCAUCCUCGAAGGCAACCUACGGUUAGUUGGGUUUCCGUGUUUUCUUACCACGAGGAAAAAUUCAUUGGGAGGCUUAAAUUAGAAAGCACUGAGGUAGCAGAGUUGUACGAACAAUACAAGCGCGAUUCCUUUGAUGUUGCAGUCCCCAAGGAUAACCAUUUGGAUCAGGGCAGCUAACAGUUUUUGGAAGAAACUUCUUCUUAUUAUCGGACCAGAGUUUUCUUAGUGUGCAGGCCAUCAAUGAGCUCACUGCAGUUAACUGCCAACAAAUACACUGGUCGCCCCUUUAAUAAGAUUUCGCAUGAUCUAUUCUUGUUCAUGCAGUCAUUGCAAGUGGGUGCAAGGUAAUUAUCCAUAUUUAGGUAUGAUAUCACAAAUCUAGAUACAAUGAUCUCAUUUAUAUGCAAGUAGAUCUCACUGCUGCUAGUUAUAGGGAUCUUUAGUGGAGUCCUAUGUAAGCAAUUUAUUCCUCAGGCGGAACUCAACCCUUUCACAUGAGGAUCCUCUCACGCUUGCAUGAUGAGGUGUGGUUGAAAAUUUUCUUCAACAUUUAAGCAUUAUAUUUUUAAAUAUCUGUAAAUUGUCUUAGAGCGAAGGGGAUUUCUCUUAAGCUAGGAACAAUGCUUUUGUGUGCUUACUGAUAUGGCAAUAUACUCUCUUCCUCAGCAUACUUGCCAAAAUUAUUUUAUUACUGAAGACAAACUAUUUGAAGGGCUAUUAAAGAGAGGACGGAGCUUAAGUAUAUUGUUGUAGAUGCACAUAAUGAUAGAAUUGACAAAUUGCCAUUGGACAUUUGAGAAUGGCUUGGUUUCAUGUUGAGAUGCUAGAUGUCAACAAGCUAUAAAUGCAAUCUGAGUGGGCCAUUAUUUCCAGGUGAUCAGAUGUUUUGACAUCAUGGAUUCUGACUAAGUAGUGCACUUGAGGGCAUCAGUGGGUGAUUUUUUCUUUGAUGACUGGUCAAAUGAUUUGGUCGAGUGAGUUCAAAAAGGAUUACAGUGUAUGUUCAUUUCCACAUCCAGCUGGUAAUUGCUUAUCGCAUCCACCUGGUAAAUGCUUAUAUUGUUGAAUGAUGUAGGAUUAAUAAUCUAAAAUGAGUUUGAUUUCCAACAAUCCACAACUUGUCGCAGCCCCUCUAGGCUGUCAAGCUUGAUUGGAACACUCUGUUUACAAUGAUAUAUCUGAUUUUUAGCAUCAA